CCUCCACUGCAGUGGGUCAACGGUGUGCAGGUGAUGGAGCAUGAGGGCGGACACCUCCCCUUCGAAGCUGAGAUCGGCCGGCUCCUCCGCGGGGCCCCCGGCCAGCCCUGCCGCAUCACCAUUGCAGUCAACAACACCCUGACGCCCUCCACGCUGCCCCCCGGGACCAUCCAGUACCUGACGGACGAGACCAUGUACCCCAAGGGCUACUUUGUCCAAAACACGAAGUUUGACUUCUUCAACUAUGCCGGGAUCCACCGCCCCGUCCUGCUGUACACAACCCCGGCCGCAUACAUCGAAGACAUCACGGUGACCACAGACGUGCUGGGAAACACAGGCUUGGUCCAGUAUUUGGUCUCGGUCCAGGGAAGCUCACACUACUCCCUGAAGCUGACUUUGCACGAUGGGGACGGCGUGGUGGUGGCCACGGGAGACGGGCCGAGUGGGGAACUGAGGGUGCCGGAUCCCAUCCUGUGGUGGCCGUACCUGAUGCACGAGCGCCCCGGAUACCUGUACUCCUUAAAGGUCGUGCUCUCCGCCAAAGAGGGCGGCCGCCUCUCCGAGGACAGCUACACGCAGCCCGUCGGCAUCCGGACCGUCCGCGUCACCGACACCCAGUUCCUCCUCAAUGGGAAGCCCUUCUACUUCCACGGGGUCAACAAGCACGAGGAUGCGGACAUCCGCGGCAAAGGCCUGGACUGGCCGCUGCUCCUGAAGGAUUUCAGCCUGCUGCGCUGGCUGGGCGCCAACACCUUCCGCACCAGCCACUACCCCUACGCCGAGGAGGUCCUGGAGCUGUGCGACGCCUACGGCAUCGUGGUGAUCGACGAGUGCCCGGCCGUGGGCAUGAGGGACAGCACCAACUUUGGGAACGCGUCCCUGCAGCACCACCUCGCCGUGAUGGAGGAGCUGAUCCAGCGGGACAAGAACCACCCCUCGGUCGUGAUGUGGUCCGUCGCCAACGAGCCGGCCUCGGAGCUGCCCGCCACCGCCUACUACUUCAAGACGGUGAUCGCCCACACCAAGGCCUUGGACGCCUCCCGGCCAGUCACCUUCGUCUCGAACGCCAACUACGCGCGGGACCAGGGGGCGCCUUACGUGGACGUCAUCUGCGUGAACAGCUACUUCUCCUGGUACCAUGACCCGGGGCACCUGGAGGUGAUUCAGCUGCAGCUCAACACACAGUUUGAGAACUGGUACGGUCUUCACCGGAAGCCCAUCAUCCAGAGCGAGUAUGGCGCGGACGCCGUCGCUGGCCUGCACGCCGACCCCCCUCUCAUGUUCUCCGAGGAGUACCAGUCCGCGGUGCUGAAGGAGUACCAUGCAGUCUUGGACCAAAAGAGGAAGGAGUAUGUGAUCGGAGAGCUCAUCUGGAAUUUUGCUGAUUUUAUGACUGAGCAAGGGACAACACGUGUCUUGGGCAACAAGAAAGGGAUUUUCACUCGCCAGCGGCAGCCCAAGCCAGCCGCCUUUCUGCUGAAGGAGAGAUACUGGAGGCUUGCCAAUGAGUCCCGCACGCUCCUGCGAGCCAACCGUGACCACCUCUGCCUGCCCUAAGCGCAGGCGAACUGGAAGGUGCUGCGGAAUUGGCUCAGAUCCACAAAACAGGGCCGUUCUCCAUGAUCAGGAGCAAGAACAAACGGUGUUUCUUUCUGCUGGAAAAUCGACACCAGCAAAGCCAUGACCUGGACUGCUGGCCGCCACUGGCCGCUGGGCUACAGGGCAGCUGGCGCAUUCCAGAGUCGACGGAGCGGCCUUCUUCAUUUUGAAGAGCGGCUUUCCAUACUCCAAUGAGCACAUUUCCAUUUUCUUUUUCAAAAUCACAUUAGACUUGCUAAGACAAUUGUCACAGUCAUUAGAUUCCUGAGUAGGUUUUAGUCUUUUCUCUAUGUAAGUUAUAUGUAUUAUCUAACUUUGAUGGGCACCCUCAGUGCAAGGGAAACGAGCACAGGCAGACACAGGGAAAAGGGCACGAGGCAUGUGCUUCAGCCUUCCCUUCCCUUCCCUUCCCACACACAGGUUUGGCGAGAGGUCGGCACUAAUUCCUGCUUUGGGUUGUACAAGUUCUGGGUUCUUGUAAUGCAUGCAUCCAGCCACUGUAGCAGAACCCUAUCACUAACCAUGGACAACCCAGGAAAAGAACUCAUGGCUUGUAAUUGGACUGUGAGAUCUAAUGUUCACAAUGUUGACUUUCUUCUUGCGGCUUAGCGCUCAAGAACAAAGUUGGCAGGGGGAACAGAAGCGGACCACGGUAGAUGACAAAACACUCAGCAAAGCUGUCCACAGGUAAUUUCUACAUUUAUUUUUAUACCAAAAAAGUUAUGUGCAACAAAUAAACAUUCUUACAUUA
Molecule: messenger RNA, 2350 nt
Organism: Varanus komodoensis (Komodo dragon)
Lineage: Eukaryota; Metazoa; Chordata; Lepidosauria; Squamata; Varanidae
Gene: GUSB
Product: glucuronidase beta
Exons: 10
Coding region: 34-1557 (507 amino acids)
Biological process (GO): glucuronoside catabolic process; carbohydrate metabolic process
Molecular function (GO): carbohydrate binding; beta-glucuronidase activity
Source: RefSeq, a predicted model, not a curated record